Molecule: messenger RNA, 555 nt
Organism: Sus scrofa (pig)
Lineage: Eukaryota; Metazoa; Chordata; Mammalia; Artiodactyla; Suidae
Gene: IFN-DELTA-6
Product: interferon-delta-6
Biological process (GO): defense response
Cellular component (GO): extracellular region
Molecular function (GO): cytokine receptor binding
Source: RefSeq, marked provisional
AUGGCCCACAUCCAUUUGCUCCUGGCAAGAGUGAUACUCUCCUCCACUGCUGCUGGCACUCUUGGCCAAUUCUCUGGGAUCCAUAGGCUAAAGAAUAGAGAAAUCUUCAUGCUUUUAAGACAGAUGAAAAGGAUCUCCUCUCAGGCAUGCCUAAAGGACAGAACUGACUUCCAAUUUCCUUGGAAAGGAGGCAAAACCACCAGAACACAGACAUCUCAAGGCACCUGUUACCACCCUCUGAUGCUCCAGCAAAUCAUCAACCUCUUCAACACAGAGACCAGCCGUGCUGCUUGGAACGACACCCUCCUCGAUCAACUGCUCUCUCGCCUUGAUCACGGCCUGGAACGACUAGAGCAGAUGGAAGAUAACAAUCUGGCUUGUGCCUAUUUGGGAAGUGUUGUCUGGAAAUAUUUCCAAAGAAUCCAUCGCUAUCUCAAAAAGGAGGAAUGUAGUUCCUGUGCCUGGGAGGUUGUAAGAGUAGAAACUGAAGCGUGCCUUUCCCUUAUGCAACAAUCGUCAACGAAGAGUCAAGAGAGAAAAAAGGCACACUUGUGA